AUGUCACUGCUUCUCCUUCAGCUGCUAGUGCUCUCACAUCUUGGAGCCACAGAGCCACAGACAGAUUCACAGCAAAGGAAAAGCAGAAGACCAUUUCAGCGGCUUUUCUACCUGGACAAAAAGCUGCUUGAGAGUCAAAGUUUUCGUGAGCUGGUGGGGGAAAACCCAGUUGAGGAAACUCUGGGACAACCAAGUUUUUUUGUAGCAAUUCCACAGACAGCAGGAGAGAGUCAGAAGCAAGGAGAGAAAAAAAUGUCGAGAUUCAUCCUUCCUAAUGCAGAACUCUAUGCAGACCAAGAUGUUAGAACCUGGACAGCACCCAGAGAGGUCUCUCCUGUGGAAAACUUCUCUCCAUCCCACUAUUCCGGCAAGAGGGACGUUGAACCUCCCUAUAGAAAAGAUGCCAAGAAAUUCUGGGACCACUUCAUGUUAAGGAAAAAUUCAGCUUCUGAAGAGGUUGUCCUGCCAAUCAAGACUAAUGAAAUGCACCAAGAAACCUGCAGAACCCUGCCUUUUUCCCAGGGUAUUGCUCAUGAGAGCUGUGAGAAGGUGAUGGUACAGAAUAAUCUGUGUUUUGGAAAGUGUAGUUCCUUUCAUGUUCCUGGUCCAGAAGAUCGUCUUUAUACCUUUUGUUCUCAGUGCAUGCCCACCAAGUUUUCCAUGAAGCGCUUGGAUCUCAACUGCACCAGUUCUGUCCCAGUGGUCAAAGAAGUCAUGAUUGUGGAAGAGUGUAAAUGCGAGAUUCAGAAGAUUAAAGAUCCUGUGCUUGAAUCUCAACAGUCAGAUUUGCAUGAAAAUGUACAUGAGCAAAAUUAA
This is a messenger RNA of Cygnus atratus (black swan), 816 nucleotides long. RefSeq names its product cerberus 1, DAN family BMP antagonist (gene CER1). NCBI's taxonomy places the organism in Eukaryota, Metazoa, Chordata, Aves, Anseriformes, Anatidae. The record is from RefSeq and is a predicted model, not a curated record. The transcript has 2 exons. Gene Ontology annotation, molecular function: morphogen activity. Gene Ontology annotation, biological process: determination of heart left/right asymmetry; signal transduction involved in regulation of gene expression. The coding region runs from base 1 to 816 and encodes 271 amino acids.